This is a messenger RNA of Orbicella faveolata, 1868 nucleotides long. RefSeq names its product large ribosomal subunit protein uL24m-like. Gene Ontology annotation, molecular function: structural constituent of ribosome; RNA binding. The record is from RefSeq and is a predicted model, not a curated record. Gene Ontology annotation, biological process: translation. Gene Ontology annotation, cellular component: ribosome. Lineage: Eukaryota; Metazoa; Cnidaria; Anthozoa; Scleractinia; Merulinidae.
UGCUCACAGGGUACAACUUUUGAAAUGCUCAACUGAAAGUUCUGGUCAUUUCUCAUACAACAGUUUGAUUGUGUGACAACAGUGUGUAACAUGGGCUGGGUGAUAAGCUCUCCUUAACUCACUGCUGUGUUUUUACUAGUUAGGGUAUAGAGAGAUUGAGACUGAGUUUUUAGAUGUCCCUCUUAGGUCUUCAUAGUCGAAGCUGCGAUGACUGCUCCUGGCACUAAUAGAUUUUUAACUAAAAUAUUCACUAAUUUGGUUCAAGGGAAUCGAGGCUUGUUUUUGUCCCAGAAAACGCACUGGUUGAUAACUAAGACUGUUUGACUAGAGCAACUUAAGAAUCUUAACAGAUUUAAAACGGAACUAAAAUUCUGGCUGGAAGUGGCAUUCGCACGUUUUGUCAAGGCAGAGGGACUUGAACAGAAAAUUCUCCCUUGAGGGUCCGUAGGUGCCAUAAUGGAGCAGUUUUAUGUAGAGAUCAAUCGGAUGUUAUUUUCAGGCGAAAUCAAGCUUUGAUUUAGUUAUAGUCCAAGUCAAUCAAACCAUGUGUCUCCAGAGCCACCUUUUCUUGAAUUCGUUUCAUUCCCCCACCGGCCGUCUAAGAGGGAUAGGCAGCCCUGGGCAUGGGGACGAGUGCAAUUCUAUCGUCCCCAGGGUCUUCUCAGUAGUGUCUUUCAAAAUGGCGACGAAUUUUAAAGAGGCGGUUCGUAAGGUGCCCCGGCCUUCCAAGCUUUGGAACCCGUUCGGUUUUGGUGUUAUGCCACGCCGUUUUCCUCGUCCACGUCGUGGAAGCAAGCGCCAACCAAUAGUGCCGUUGAAAGAAUGGAAAAUAAUACGAGGAGACACGGUAAGUAAUAACUUAAUAGAAGACCUUCAUUGGUUAACCAGACAUAAACGUUAUUUGCCACCACAAGGUGAUUUUAAAGGAGGGCUUGUUAACAGUGAGGCCCCCAUGCAGGUCACAGAAGUUUCUCUUUUGGAUCCAUCAGAUGGGAAACCCACAGAGGUGUCUUACCGAUUCAAUGAAAAGGGAGAAAAGAUUAGAGUAUCAGAACGUACUGGUCGCAUUGUUGCUAAACCACCUUGGGAAAGAAGAGACUGGAAGAGUCGAGCAGCUGUGAAGGGUUAGUAACUCAUUUGUUGACAGCAAUCUCUCUAAGGACCUGUUUACAUGGAGAGAGUUGAAUUGUAGGAGGGCCAUCCUCCACAACAAGCUGUCCCAAACAUAAGAACUUCAUUCAUUUCUUUUUAAAUAGAAGUAAACCCUUUGCAUGAGAAAUCACAUUGUUAGCUCAGGCAUUAGGAGGAUGGUGCUGAUACAAGUGGAGUGUCGAUUGUUUGAUGUUAGGUGGACUCCUUUUGGGCAAGCCAACUUUUUACCAUGUAAACACUUUCAUUUACAAUUGAUUCACACCUCAGCAUACCACAUUGAGUUAUGAUGCAUGAAGGAAGUUUGGAGAGAUCGAAAGAAGCAUAAGAGUCACAUGAGGUGAAGUCGAGAGCAACUGUGUUCUCGAAACUUCCUGCAUGUAUCUAAACUCGAUAGUGUACCGCUAAAAGUGGGAAUCAAUGUUUUAUGGCAUUGCCUCAUGCAUUAUUAGAUCACGAUGCACACUCGCAUAUACUGAGUUUCAUGGCUCGGCCUUGCGAUAUGUUAUAUUUGGCUAUUUGUAACUUGCCAUAACCUACAGAGCACAUGUUAAACUGGGUGGGCCCUUGUGUAGGGGGGAGGUCAUUCCUCCUACCAGGAGCACCUUUUCUCUAUAUUUACAGGCUCUGAGUUUCUAUAACGUUACAAUGGGUAUUUUUUUGUGUUGUGAGCGGACAUCAUGUAAAAGGUAAAGUCUGCACACGAGCCUAGUGGCCCA